Molecule: messenger RNA, 1406 nt
Organism: Nanorana parkeri
Lineage: Eukaryota; Metazoa; Chordata; Amphibia; Anura; Dicroglossidae
Gene: FEN1
Product: flap structure-specific endonuclease 1
Exons: 2
Coding region: 76-1224 (382 amino acids)
Cellular component (GO): nucleus
Molecular function (GO): 5'-flap endonuclease activity; manganese ion binding; DNA binding
Source: RefSeq, a predicted model, not a curated record
UGUCACGUGUACGCGCGAAAAUCUUGUGGCGGGAGUUGAGUGUGGUUGUUCAUUGAUACGUUUUCCGGCUGCACAAUGGGAAUUCAAGGUCUUACCAAACUGAUUGCUGAUGUGGCCCGCGGAGCCAUAAAAGAAAAUGACAUCAAAAGUUACUUUGGGCGUAAAGUGGCCAUUGACGCCUCUAUGUGCAUCUACCAGUUCCUCAUCGCUGUGCGUCAGGAUGGGAAUGUGCUCCAGAACGAGGAAGGUGAAACCACCAGCCACCUAAUGGGCAUGUUCUAUCGUACAAUUCGCAUGGUCGAGAACGGCAUCAAGCCAGUGUAUGUGUUUGAUGGGAAGCCUCCUCAGCUGAAGUCAGGUGAGCUGGCCAAGCGUACCGAAAGGCGGGCCGAGGCUGAGAAGCAGCUGGAAGCUGCCCAAGAGGCAGGAGAGGUAGAGAACAUUGAAAAGUUUAAUAAGAGACUCGUGAAGGUCACAAAGCAGCAUAAUGAGGAAUGCAAGAAGCUGCUAUCCCUGAUGGGGAUUCCAUAUGUGGAUGCCCCAUGUGAGGCAGAAGCCACAUGUGCUGCUUUGGUAAAAGCUGGAAAGGUGUAUGCAGCUGCAACUGAAGAUAUGGACGCGUUGACAUUUGGUACUCCUCUCUUGCUUCGUCAUCUCACAACUAGCGAGGCCAAAAAGUUACCUAUCCAGGAAUUUCACCUCACUCGUGCCCUAGAGGAUAUAGGUAUCACCCAAGAGCAGUUUAUAGAUCUCUGUAUAUUGUUAGGCUGCGAUUACUGCGAGACCAUCAGAGGCAUCGGCCCAAAGAGAGCGAUAGAACUGAUAAAGCAGCACAGGAGCAUCGAAGAGGUCUUGGAUAACAUAGACCUGAAGAAGUACCCCGUUCCAGAAAACUGGUUAUACAAGGAAGCUCGCCAGCUAUUCUUAGAGCCUGAUGUGGUUGACAUAAAUGGUAUAGAGCUGAAGUGGCAGGACCCAGAUGAGGACAGCCUGGUGGCCUUUAUGUGCGGCGAAAAGCAGUUCAAUGAGGACCGUAUCCGUAAUGGUGCCAAGAAGCUGUCCAAGAACCGCCAUGGCAGUACUCAAGGCCGUUUAGAUGACUUCUUCAAGGUGACUGGAUCCAUCAGCUCCACCAAAAGGAAAGAGAUUGAUGUUAAAGGCUCAGCCAAAAAAAAGGCAAAAACGGGAGGCACCCCAUCGGGGAAAUUUAAGAAAGGCAAAUAAGUGACUGAACUUGGCGGAGAUGGAGAUGUGAACUAUUUUUCUGAUAGGAGUAUUAUGUGUGCUGAAGUUUUGGAAUGUUUUGUUCAUUCAAAUGAUUAAAAUGCUUUUUGUUUAGAGCUUCCCAGUUUUUGCCAAAUUAUUAAAGGAAAUUAAAAGCGCCAUCAUGGCAAUCAUACCAUUUU